AUGGGCGAGAAAAUUUUACAGUUUGGAUUUGAAAUUCCUAUAAUUGAAUGGGAUUCUACUUUGGGUUACCCAUUGAACUUUUUCUACGGAGCUUAUUUAAUUUCUGUAUUCUAUUUCGCAUUAACUUCAACUUUGGGCUAUUGUACAGUUUGUGUUUUAAUGGCAUUGGGACAGUUCAGUGCUUUAAAAGUCAUGUUCGAGGAUUUGGAAGAGAUGAUCGUCAAUAAUGAUGAUGGAAGCAAACACGGAGCUAUAAAACAACAAAUAAAACUUAUUGCGGAAAUGCAUAACGAACUUCUUGAGUAG
This is a messenger RNA of Clunio marinus, 306 nucleotides long. The record is from the annotation of a GenBank genome assembly. NCBI's taxonomy places the organism in Eukaryota, Metazoa, Arthropoda, Insecta, Diptera, Chironomidae.